CCGCUCCCGGCGCUCGCGCACAUCGCACAGUCCUCAUCUAGAGCGCAGUCAGUAUCCGCCGCACUCUACUCACAACUUCAGCGUCCUGUAGGCUAACACAAGCGUCUCUCCUUUCCACGGCUUUGCUUUGACAAACUGCUCGGACAUCAGCCUUGAGACCAGCCAGUGUUUGAGGACGGGAUCUCCGGCUUCUGAAGGAUGCGUUCAGUUUUCUUCUUCGGUGCCUUCUUCGCGGUUGCGAUGUUUCCUCGAGCAAGCAGCAUAGAGAAGGUCAUCGCCCUGUACGGCGACACCAUCAAGGUGCCUUGCAACAACGGCAACAACAAGCCAUCCGAUCUGAUGUUCACCAAGUGGAAACAUUCCAGUGAGAAUGGCACUUCAGGAGAUAUCUUAGUGAAGCAGGAACAGAAGGACGAAGCAAAGAUCACAGCCACCGACAGCUAUAAGGACCGUGCAAGCAUCGGGCCUGACUCCAGCCUGCUAAUCAGCCAUGCAGUCCUUGAUGACCAGAGAGUCUUCACCUGCAUGGUGGUCUCCAUGUCUAACCUCAAAGAAUACCCUGUUGACGUUGAAGUGCACAAGAGACCAUCAGCACCUGAAUUCAGGAACAAAGCGAGUCGACUGGACGAUGGCAAACUGAGACCGCUGGGAGAGUGUGUAGCUGCCAGUGCAAACCCCCCAGCAGAAAUCAUCUGGGUGAAGAAUAACAAGACACUACAGGCAGACAACAAGCUCAUCAUUAUCAGUGCCUCUGUAACAAAGGACCCAGUCACCGGUUUGUCAACCACAACCUCUCAGUUGCAGUACACAGCAGGGAAGCAGGAUGCAACCUCAAAGUUUGCUUGUGUUGUGAAACAUGUGACCGGGCCUGACCAGAUGUCUGCACCUGAAACCUUCAGCAUCCACUACCCCACUGAGAAGGUGACCCUGCAGGUUCUGUCUCAGGGCUCCAUUAAGGAGGGUGAUAACGUGACGCUGAAAUGCCAGGCAGACGGAAACCCUCCUCCUACCAGCUUCAACUUCUACAUUAAGGGUAAAAAGGUCCCGGUAACCAACUCAGACGUCUACACUCUGUCCGGUGUGAACCGAGCUGACUCUGGAGAAUACAAGUGCUCUCUGAUCGACAACGACAACAUGCAGGCUUCAACAAACAUCACUGUCACCUAUCUGGACCUGAAUGUCAUUCCCUCAGGAAGCAUCCUGAAAAAGGUUGGGGAGUCCUUGGAGGUGAAGAUAGAGAAGAGUUCCUCGAGUGAAGCCACAGUGACCUGGACUAAGGACGGUGGCAAGCUGGACAAACUCCCCGACUUCAGCUCUCUAGCAUAUAAUCACACAGGUUUCUAUGUGUGUGAGGCAUCUGUAGCUGGAAUCAAACGCAGAGCCACCUUCAAACUGGUUGUGGAAGGCAUCCCUGUGAUUAAGAUUCUGAGAAAAGAAAAGAGCACAGAUGGCAAAGCAAAGGUGCUGAUCUGUCAUGGUGAGGGAUCGCCUGAACCUGAAGUGUCCUGGAGUGUCAAUGGAACCCAUAACCAGAGCGAAUACAGCAAUGGAGUAUUCACUUACAAACUAACCGUGGUGCCCAGUGCGAACCUGACUGUCACCUGCAGAGUCUCUAACAGUCUAGGUACAGUCAGCAGGGACAUCGAAGUGCUAUCAUUAUUUCAAGAGAACAAAGAAUCCAGAAAAGAUGAUGAGGAUGACAAGGCCAAGGUGAUUGUAGGCGUGGUAGUGGGUCUCAUCGUGGCAGCCGCACUAGUGGGCAUUAUCUACUGGCUGUACAUGAGGAGCAGACAAGGCAGCUGGAAGACUAAUGAGAAGGAGACGGGCACCUCGGAGGAGAGCAAGAAGCUGGAGGAGAACAAUCAUAGACAAGAGCCUUAGAGAGACACACAGGACCGAGACACAGAGACGGCAGAAGAGAGGCCUUGUCACACUGAAUGUGCUGUACAACACAACAACAUAUCCAUCAUCUGAUCUGAGACUCCUGACAGGCUGUCAGGCUGCAUACGUGCACAUCGCAGAAUCGCCUGGAAUAUUUCUAGAGCGCCGCCUAACCCAGACAAACAGUUCCUCCAAGCAAAACCCCAGCACCAUGCAAGAAUUAAAAACACGUGUUGUAAAAAUUUAGUCUGCACUGAAAACUGUGUCUUUUUAGUUCUGUUUUAUUUAAUUUCCUUGUGUUCUUUGUGAAUGCUCUUUUUUUUUUCAUGCGCAUUGCUGGUGUGAUGGGUUCAGCUAUCCCUCUUUUCCCCCCUCUUUUUAGUAGAAAAUUACUGUACACUUUUCAGGCCUUUGUAAAUAUGUCACUGGUGAGCACAUUCUCUUUGGUCAAUGCUGAGAUUGCUAUAUAAUUCAGGUUUAAGUAAUGCAGGAUUAAGGAAUCCUGCUGGAUUAUUGAGAGAUGAAGACUUCACUGCUGUUACACUCUCGUUCUCUGUUUCAAUUUAUUGUGCUGUUUUCCUCCUUGAUCAGUACCAGUUUAGGUUGUUGUUACCUGAUAUCUUGAUUCCCAUUGAUACCGAAGCGAAGUUGAUUUCCUCUGAAUGGUUUAGGACACAUUGUAUAUUGGUAGUAAUAGGAAUAUUAGUAGUAGAGUUCUGACUCUGUGGGUUUCAGUUAUAAAUUUGAUAAGUAUUGUUAAAAACAGGGCGCGUCCUAAUGGACCCUUCAUUGGCCUUACAGUAUGUUAUUGAAAAUCCUAUAGAAGGCCAUCCCAAGCCCAGACUACUGGCUAAAAUACACUAAACAGGGUGAUUAUGAGAGAUAGACACUAAGUCCAAAGUCGUAACUCAUAUUUUGGUGUCUAUCCAGCUAAAGCAGCAGAGUAGCAUAAAAUCCAGCCAGAAUUUGUAUGACACUCAUACCAUAUUUUGCAGCCUUGCACACAGCCUUAAUGUCUAUUUUAUUUGACUAUUUAUUUCCGGAAAUAAAGAAAUGAAGUUUAGUUUCUUUGUGCCAGAGAGAAGGGUCUUCUGCAUUGAUUACUUUCAGCUUAUGUAGGUUGUCUACAGUGCCUUGCAAAAGUAUCCCCCCUUGGUGGGUUUCCUAUUUCCUGUUUUGCUCCAGCUCCUUCAGGUUAGAUGGCUUGUGUUGGGUUACAGCAAUCUUCAAGUCAUGCCACAGAUUGUCAAUUGGAUUGAGGUCUAGGCUUUGACUAGACCAUUCCAAGACAUUUAAAUGUUUCCCUUUAAACCACUCCAGUGUAGCUUUAGCAGUAUGUUUAGGGUGCCCCUCUGUCCCAGUCUCAAAUCUCUGGCUGACUGAAACAGGUUUUCCUCAAGAAUUACCCCAUCCAUCUUUCCUUCAAUCCUGACCAGUUUUUCAGUCUCUGCUGAUGAAAAGCUUCCGCACAGCAUGAUGCUACCACCGCCAUGCUUCACUGUGGGAAUCCUGUUUGUUGGAUUUGCAUUACCUUGCAUAGUAGUGUUGGAGGUGUAUUUAUACUGACAUCGAGUGACAGAUCAUGUGGCCCUUUGAACAGACACAGGUGCACCUUAAACAACUAAUUAUGUAACUUCUGAAGUUAAUUGGUUGGACCAGAUCUUAUUUAGGGUUUUCAUAGCAAAGCGAGUGAAUACAUAUGCUUUUCAAAACUUUUUUUCAUUCCACUUCAACAAUUUGGACUAUUUUGUUAGGUCCGUUACAUUAAAUCCAAAUAAAAAUCCAUUUUAAUUCCAACUUGUAAAGCAACAAAACAGGAAAAACACCAAGGGGGUUGAAUACUUUCGCAAGGCACUAUAUAAGGUAUAGUGCGCUUUUAUUCAUGUCAGCACUUGAGUGCUCUGUAUGCUGUUUUUAUUUUAUUCUUUAGUUAUUUUAUUCUUUUGGUUUUAUUUUAGUCUAUAAUAUGACUGAUUUAGAGUCCCACACUGUAGUUUUUAGCCUGUGAUAGUCUGAGGCUUUGUUCCGUUAACUGUGGUCUGAAGAGGUUGUAAAUAUGUCCAGUCUUUGUGUCUUAGAUCAUGUUUGGCUAUUUAUGUUGUGUAUGAGGUUAGCUGCACUUAUGCCUGGGCAUUAGUUAGCUACAAAUCCCCGCCUCCUCAUCCACUUACACUUAUUUAUGUUCAGAAUAUACCACUGCAGAAUGUGAGAUGUUUAGAUACAUGUUAAGAUUUAGUUUAGUUUUGUCUCACUGGAUGUAUUUAGGAAAUUUUCUCAUGCAUAUGUUUAUUUCAAAUCAUCAGGGCAGCAGUGAAACCAAAGAGGGUAAAUGAGAAGAAGGCCAUAAAAGUGUUUGUAAAUACCAACUUUUGGUUUUGUACUUUUGUUGAAAAUAAAGUGUACAUUUUGAA
Molecule: messenger RNA, 4292 nt
Organism: Pangasianodon hypophthalmus (striped catfish)
Lineage: Eukaryota; Metazoa; Chordata; Actinopteri; Siluriformes; Pangasiidae
Gene: alcama
Product: activated leukocyte cell adhesion molecule a
Exons: 16
Coding region: 199-1881 (560 amino acids)
Biological process (GO): cell adhesion
Cellular component (GO): plasma membrane
Source: RefSeq, a predicted model, not a curated record